CAGAGGGAAGGGCAGAACCAGCCAUCAUGGCGACAAGCCUCUCCCACCCACAGCGGCGCCCUCCCCUCUUGCGCCAGGCCAUCAAGAUAAGGCGCCGCAGGGUCAGAGACCUACAGGAUGCCCUGCCUCCAACAACCCAGGAGGCCUCCAAGGACACCUUGUCUUUCCACCUUGCUCCCCAGAUUGAGCCUCCAUCCCACCACUUCUCCCCUGAGGAGCGGGACCUGCUCUAUGAGGAAGCACUCUACACUGUCCUGCACCGCCUGGGUCAGCCGGAGCCCAACCAUGUGACUAAGGCCUCGGAGCUGCUGGGAUAUCUACAGGAGGCCUUCCAGCUGCAGCCUGAGGAGCACCAGCAGAUGCUGCAGCGGGUCAGGGAGCUUGAGAGGCCAGUAUUUUGUCUGAAGGCAACAGUGAAACAGGCCAAGGGCAUCCUGGGCAAGGAUGUCAGUGGGUUCAGUGACCCCUACUGCCUGCUGGGCAUCGAGCAGGGGGUGGGUGUGCCAGGGGGCAGCCCUGGGUCCCGGCGUAGGCAGAAGGCUGUGGUGAGGCAUACCAUUCCUGAGGAGCAGACCCACCGCACCCAGGUUGUCAACCAGACACUCAACCCUGUCUGGGAUGAGACCUUUAUCCUGGAGUUUGAGGACAUAACCAAUGCGAGCUUUCGCCUGGACAUGUGGGACCUGGACACUGUGGAGUCUGUCAGACAGAAGCUUGGGGAGCUCACAGAUCUGCAUGGGCUCCGGAGGAUCUUUAAGGAGGCUCGAAAGGACAAAGGCCAAGACGACUUUCUGGGGAACGUGGUUCUGAGGCUGCAGGACCUUCACUGCCGAGAGGACCAGUGGUACCCCCUGGAGCCCUGCACUGAGACCUACCCAGACCGUGGCCAGUGCCACCUCCAAUUCCAGCUCAUUCACAAGAGGAGAGCCACGGCAGCUAGCCGCUCCCAGCCCAGCUACACUGUGCACCGCCACCUGCUGCAGCAGCUUGUGUCCCAUGAAGUCACCCAGCACCAGGCGGGCAGUACCUCCUGGGAUGGGUCACUGAGUCCCCAGGCCACCACCAUCCUCUUUCUCCAUGCCACGCAGAAGGACCUAUCUGACUUCCACCAGUCCAUGGCACAGUGGCUGGCCUACAGUCGCCUCUACCAGAGCCUUGAGUUCCCCAGCAGUUGCCUCUUGCACCCCAUCACCAGCAUGGAGUACCAGUGGAUCCAGGGCCGGCUCAAAGCAGAACAGCUGGAGGAACUGGCCACCUCAUUCACCUCCCUGCUGGCCUACGGCCUCUCCCUCAUCCGGAGGUUCCGCUCUGUCUUCCCUCUUUCUGUCUCUGACUCCCCAUCCCGGCUGCAGUCUCUCCUCAGGGUCCUGGUGCAAAUGUGCAAGAUGAAGGCCUUUGGAGAACUGUGCUCAGACAGUGCCCCACUGCCCCAGCUGGUGAUGGAGGCUUUGAGGACUGGUACAGUGGAAUGGUUCCACCUGAAGCAGCAGCACCAUCAGCCCAUGGUGCAGGGCAUGCUAGUGGCAGGCAAAGCCUUGCUGAACCUGGUACAGGAUGUCAUGGGCGACCUGCACCAGUGCCAGCGCACAUGGAACAAGAUCUUCCAAAAUGUCCUCAAGAUCGACCUCUUCUCCAUGGCUUUCUUGGAGCUACAGUGGCUGGUGGCCAAGCGGGCACAGGACCACACAUCGGCAGUGGGCAGCCCUGUGUCUCCAGAGAUGGGCGAGAGUCUGUUCCAGCUCUACAUCAGUCUAAAAGAGCUCUGCCGGCUGGGCCCAGUCCCUCUAGACAGGGACAGAGUCCUGGCUCUGGAUAGUUUUCACCGCUGGUUCCAGCCAGCCAUUCCCUCCUGGCUGCAGAAGACCUACAGUGUGGCACUGGAGCGGGUGCAGCGUGCUGUGCAGAUGGACAAGCUGGUGCCCCUGGGUGAACUGACCAAACAUAGCACGUCAGCUGUGGACCUGUCCACCUGCUUUGCUCAGAUCAGUCACACUGCCCGGCAGCUGGACUGGCCAGACCCAGAGGAGGCCUUCAUGAUCACUGUCAAGUUUGUGGAGGACACCUGCAGGCUGGCCCUGGUGUAUUGCAGCCUUAUAAAGGCCCGGGCCCGAGAGCUCUCUGCAGGCCAGAAGGAUCAGGGCCAGGCAGCCAACAUGCUGUGUGUGGUAGUGAAUGACAUGGAGCAGCUGCGGCUGGUGAUCGGCAAGCUGCCCGCUCAGCUGGCAUGGGAAGCCCUGGAGCAGCGGGUGGGGGCCUUGCUGGAGCACGGUCAGCUGCAGAACACACUACAUGCCCAGCUGCAGGGUGCACUGGCUGGACUGGGCCACGAGAUCUGCACUGGUGUCCGCACUCUGGCUGAGCAGCUGGAGGUGGGCAUUGCCAAGCACAUCCAGAGACUUGUGGGUGUCAAGGAGUCCGUUCUGCCUGAGGAUGCCAUUCUGCCCCUGAUGAAGUUCCUGGAGGUGGAGCUUUGCUACAUGAAUACCAACCUGGUGCAGGAGAAUUUUAACAGCCUUCUGACCCUGCUGUGGACCCACACACUCACCGUGCUAGCAGAGGCAUCGGCCUCCCAGCGCAGCUCAUCCCUAGCCUCUAGCAGGCUGAAGGUUGCCUUGCAGAACCUGGAGAUCUGCUUCCAUGCUGAGGGCUGCGGCUUGCCACCGGAGGCUCUGCACACGGCCACCUUCCAGGCUCUACAGAGGGACCUGGAACUGCAGGCAGCCUCCAGCCGGGAGCUCAUUCAGAAGUACUUCUGCAGUCGCAUCCAGCAGCAGGUGGAAACCACCUCUGAGGAGCUGGGUGCCGUUACCGUCAAGGCCUCUUACCGCGCCUCUGAGCAGAAGCUGCAUGUGGAGCUGCUCAGUGCCUCCGGCCUGCGGCCCUUGGACUCCAAUGGCUCCAGCGACCCCUUUGUCCAGCUGACCCUGGAACCCAGGCAUGAGUUCCCCGAGUUGGCACCCAGGGAGACCCAGAAACACAAGAAGGACCUUCACCCGCUGUUUGAUGAGACCUUUGAAUUCCUGGUGCCUGCUGAGCCAUGCCAGAAGGAUGGGUCGUGCCUCCUGCUCACGGUGCUGGACCAUGACACACUGGGGGCUGAUGACCUGGAAGGGGAGGCCUUCCUGCCACUGCGUGGGGUGCCUGGGCUGACCAGCUCUGAGGAGCCCAGUGAGGCGCCCCAGAUGCGCCUGCCUCUCACGUAUCCUGCGCCCAAUGGAGAUCCAAUCCUGCAGCUGUUGGAGAGCCGGAAGGGUGAUCGAGAGGCCCAGGCUUUUGUGAGGCUGAGGAGGCAGAGAGCCAAGCAGGCCUCCCAGCAUGCCCUAAGGCCAGGGCAAUAGAGGAGGAGUUGGGGAAUGGGGCUGGUCCCUGGUGGAGUCUUCCCCACCAUGGUUCAUUCCCCUAGCCUGGCCUAAUAUUUGGAGAGCCAUAGCAAGUGUAACGGUCAGAAUGCAGCCUCUCUAGACUCUCCCAUGGCCACAGUGAUGGGUGCAUCAUUAACAGUAUUUAAACUCCCUCCCUUCUUCCCUCCAGCCCUGGCCUCAGCAUUCUCUGUCACAUCCCAGCACAGAGGAAUAACUCCAGCCCCUGCUUCCCCCGCAAAAACUGCUCUGGUGGGCCAGGGUCUAGAGCCCCCUGUCUCCUGGCCUUCCUCCUUCAGCUUUGCUAGGGUGUGGUGGGCCCAGACUGUCAGGACCCAGGCUGUGAGCAGAGCCUCCCUGGGGCUCCAGCUGCCCUAGGGGAAGGGUGGUGGUGGCCAUUAUUGGAGAGACCCAAGGACUUUGGCUCUGGAAUGAGAGCUGGCAGGCAGCAGGGCUGGCACCAAUGGACAGCAGAAAAGACAAUGUGACUGCGUCUGCUGAGGGUUCUUCCUUCAGGAGGUAUCUAUCACCUAGAAACUUUCUUAGAAAAAAAUAAAAAUUAAAAAAUUAUCCACA
Molecule: messenger RNA, 3935 nt
Organism: Marmota flaviventris (yellow-bellied marmot)
Lineage: Eukaryota; Metazoa; Chordata; Mammalia; Rodentia; Sciuridae
Gene: Unc13d
Product: unc-13 homolog D
Biological process (GO): secretion
Cellular component (GO): exocytic vesicle
Source: RefSeq, a predicted model, not a curated record